ACAUUUGGUAUUUAUAUUGUAGUUCUCUCCACCCUGCUCAUGACGCGAUCAAUAACGUUGGUACCUCCUUUUCUUUAUAGAAAAUUGUCGACGCUGACGAAUUCUGUUGUAUUUGUGUCUCAUUCUGCGGGCUUAAAGUAGAUCUCUUUUGCUGGUUGAUUGUUUUAAUAAGUUAAAAGUUGUCAUUUCUAAAUGGAUUUUCCAACCUUCAGUGUUUCUAUUCAGAUGUUUGGCUUCGUAUUUUUCGUGCUUAUGGCGCACAUCGCUAAUGGAGACGUAAGCUAUUCUUUUCCAGAAGAGAUGAAGCGUGGAUCUGUGAUAGGAAAUAUAGCCAAAGAUCUCGGGCUCGAUGUAAGCAGACUGUCAUCUCGAAAAGCUCGCAUCGACACUGAGGGCAACAGAAAACAAUAUUGUGAUAUUAAUCCGAAUACUGGAGAAUUGACUGUGGCUGAGAAGAUCGACAGAGAGGCGCUUUGUGGAAAGAAAUCUGCAUGCGUUAUAAAACAGGAACUCGUGCUUGAAAAUCCUUUAGAGCUGCAUCGAUUCAUUAUCAAUAUUCAGGAUAUAAAUGAUAAUUCACCACAGUUCACGGAAUAUGUUAUUGAAAUCGAAAUACAGGAAUCAGCAGACAAAGGAUCUCGUUACUUAUUAGAUGAGGCCCACGAUGCCGACAUUGGUGUAAAUUCUGUUCAGUCGUAUACGUUGCAAAAUAACGAGCACUUCCUUCUGAAUGUUUUGACAAGGGAUAAUGAAAGAAAAUAUGGAGAGCUUGUGCUGAAUAAAGAAUUGGAUCGUGAGCAGCAGAAAGAGGUGAAUUUAAUUCUUACUGCGGUUGAUGGUGGGACUCCACCGAGAUCAGGUACUGUAGCCAUACACGUCACUGUGCUGGAUGCUAAUGAUAAUGCUCCAGUCUUUAGUCAGGCCGUCUAUAAAGUCAGUCUGCCUGAAAAUUCUGCUGUAGAUACUCUAGUGGUUACAGUGACCGCUACUGAUGCUGACGAAGGACAAAAUGGAGAAGUCACCUAUGCAUUUAGUCAUUUAUCAGAAAAGAAUCGGCAAUUAUUUUUCCUCGAUGUACGGUCAGGGGAAAUUAAACUAGCAGGGCUUCUUGAUUAUGAAGAGGAGAGCUCGAUUGAACUGGCUAUUCAGGCUAAAGAUGUUCCGGGGUUAGCCAGUUAUUCUACUGUACUUAUUGAUGUUGUUGAUGUGAACGAUAACGCCCCAAUUAUUAUAAUUAAAUCACUGAAUAGUCCCGUUCCUGAGAAUGCGUCACCCGGUACAGAGGUUGGCAUCAUUAAUGUGCAGGACAGAGACUCUGAGAAUAACGGACAAGUGCGCUGCUCCAUUCAGCAAAACGUCCCAUUUAAACUCGUACCUUCUAUCAAAAAUUAUUAUUCUCUAGUGACCACAGGUGAAUUAGACCGCGAGUUAGUGUCUGAUUAUAAUAUCACAAUUACUGCUACUGAUGAGGGGACUCCGCCUUUAUCUUCCACUAAGAAUAUUCACUUUACUGUAGCUGACGUGAAUGAUAAUCCACCUGUAUUUAAAGAGCAGAAUUACAGAGCUCACCUGCAAGAAAAUAACAAACCGGGCUCCUCUAUUUGUUCAGUGUCAGCUACAGACCCGGACUGGAGACAGAAUGGCACUGUAGUUUAUUCUCUGUUACCUUCUGAUGUCAACGGCGCACCGGUUUCCUCGUUUUUAUCCAUCAAUGGAGACACCGGGGUCAUUCAUGCCGUGAGAUCGUUUGAUUACGAGCAGAUGGAAAGUUUUAAAGUGCUGGUGUCAGCUAGAGAUAACGGUUCUCCUCCUCUGAGCAGUAACGUUACAGUGACUGUCUUAAUAAUGGAUGAGAAUGACAACACCCCUCAGAUAUUAUACCCCUCUCCGGACGGAAACUCCUUCAUGACCGAGAUGGUACCCAAAGCUGCGCAGGCGGGCUCCCUGGUGUCCAAGGUGAUCGCAGUGGACGCGGAUUCUGGACAGAACGCGUGGCUCUCCUAUCACAUUAUUAAAGCUAGUGAUCCUGGACUUUUUACUAUCGGUGUCCACAGCGGAGAGAUCAGGACACAGCGAGACCUUUCUGAAUCUGACAGCAUGAAACAAAACCUUAUUGUUUCCGUGAGAGAUAACGGACAACCCUCCCUCUCUGCCACAUGCGCAUUAUAUUUACUUAUAUCGGAUAACUUGGCUGAAGUUCCAGAACUGAAAGACGUGUCUCAUGACGAGAGCAGCUCCAAGCUCACUUUCUAUCUGAUAAUCGCGCUUGUGUCCGUUUCCACUUUCUUCUUGACUUUUAUUAUCAUCAUCCUGGCCGUGAGGUUUUGUCGCAGGAGAAAGCCCAGACUGUUGUUUGAUGGAGCUGUAGCCAUUCCCAGCGCGUUCCUCCCUCCAAAUUACGCAGAGGUGGAGGGCGCGGGAACUCUUCGCAGCGCGUACAAUUAUGACACAUACCUGACCACGGGCUCGCGCACGAGUGAUUUCAAGUUCGUCAGAUCUUAUAAUGAAGGCACAUUGACUGCUGACGUGACGCUGAAAAAGACUCCGUCUGCUGUAGAUGAUCUCGAGGGGCUUGAUGCAGACAUGAGUGAUUCAUUUCAGGUAAUAUUAAUGGUUUCUCUUUUUUGCCACAUCUCUAGUUAA
This is a messenger RNA of Paramisgurnus dabryanus, 2643 nucleotides long. Its product is annotated as protocadherin beta-15-like. NCBI's taxonomy places the organism in Eukaryota, Metazoa, Chordata, Actinopteri, Cypriniformes, Cobitidae. Gene Ontology annotation, cellular component: plasma membrane. Gene Ontology annotation, molecular function: calcium ion binding. The record is from RefSeq and is a predicted model, not a curated record. Gene Ontology annotation, biological process: homophilic cell-cell adhesion.